Messenger RNA from Oikopleura dioica, 726 nucleotides. The record is from the annotation of a GenBank genome assembly. NCBI's taxonomy places the organism in Eukaryota, Metazoa, Chordata, Appendicularia, Copelata, Oikopleuridae.
AUGAAAGAAGAAUUCGAGGUCGAAUAUCCACUCGCGGAGGUAACAGCUGCGAUCGGCUUCUUUUUCGUCUUGAUGCUCGAGCAGCUCGUCACUUCCUACUGCAUCGCCAAGAACCACAAAGACAUCACUUCAAAAGCACACAGAACAAAUUCGAAUGUUGUCCAAAGCCCAAAAUCUCAGCCAAUCGACCCAAGCUACCAGAUCAAUGUUCAAAGCGAAGAAGACGACCAUGGCCACUUCGACAUGACAAGUCAGUCAAAAAUGAGAACACUGAUUCUGGUGGGCGCGCUGAGCUUGCAUGCGAUCUUCGAAGGGCUUGUUUUUGGGCUUUCGAGUGGCGAAGUUGGAGAUAUUUUGGGGACAAUGUCUGCUGUGCUUAUUCAUAAGUCAAUAAUUGCGUUUUCGACGGGGAUGCAGCUUGUUUCCUCGGAGAUAGAGCAUGCUUACCUAUGCAGCGCAAUUUGUAUUUUCUCAAUGAUGGCCCCGCUGGGUGUCGGAAUCGGAAUUCUAAUAACAAGUUUGGGCGGAGAAACGAUAGGUGCUCUUAUUGCGGUUUUGGAGAGUUUUGCUACGGGAACGUUCUUUUACGUCACGUUUUUGGAACUUGUGCCGCAUGAAUUUGUUGGUAAACAUGUUAAAAAUGGACCUCUAAAGUGCUUCAUCAUGUUCUCCGGUUUCAUGUUCAUGGCGAUAUUCCAGUACCUGAAUCCGGAGGAAGAAGAGUAA